Molecule: messenger RNA, 3090 nt
Organism: Beauveria bassiana ARSEF 2860
Lineage: Eukaryota; Fungi; Ascomycota; Sordariomycetes; Hypocreales; Cordycipitaceae
Product: spindle pole body-associated protein sad1
Exons: 2
Coding region: 1-3090 (1029 amino acids)
Biological process (GO): nuclear envelope organization
Cellular component (GO): meiotic nuclear membrane microtubule tethering complex; nuclear envelope
Molecular function (GO): protein-membrane adaptor activity
Source: RefSeq, a predicted model, not a curated record
AUGCCACCCACACCAUAUCCCAUUCGCCGUCGUCCCGGUAUUGUUGCUCGAGAGCGUGCCAGAGCGACUCCAGCCCCCGAGGACGACGCGACCGAGUUUCGCAAGCCCAACCUACCGCCGCUGCACGGCACACCAAGCGCGCGUAGGCAGUACACAUACGGAGCAGCCGCAGAACCAUCGCCCGCCAGACCACUCUUGCGCGGCGAUGUCGUCGACCUCAGCGGGGCAGUACAGGGUGCUCUGGAGAGACAGGAGCAGCAACAAGCGGCGCAGCACCGUCGACAGUCAGGUGCCGACUUGUUUCUCGAGGAAGCUGAACGCCAAGAGCGUGGCAGCGUCGAAAAUGACGAGGAUAGGCAAGCAAUGCCUCCACCCUCAUUCAAGCCACUUCAAAAGUCAAAAGAAGUUGGUUCUGUAUCUCUGUCAGAACACAGAGAUGAUAGUGACGGAGAUGUUGCUCGCGGCUUUGACAUUGAAAGCGACUACUAUAGCGAAGCAUCGAUAGCAUCUUCGCCAGUCGCUGCGCCAAUCGUCGAGCAACAUCAAGACUCCAGCGCAGUGCUUCAGAGGCGAGCAUCCGAACACCAACCUCUUGGUUAUCCGGAGCUGCCUUCACUCUCAUCCGAGGUACCCCGGCGAUCCUCGAAUGCUGAGAACGAGCAGCCCAGCUCGCCAAGCGCACUGGGCACACCCGGUCUUCGCAGUAGUCCUCGACGACCGAAGCAGCCACAGCCCAAAACCGUCACCCUGGGCAAUCAGAAGCCUAGUGAAACGGCUUCUGCUAAUGCCCGACGCCUGCGUGAAAAGAACCCGACCACAAAGCUCAGCAGCACACAGGCCUUGCUGACAGGCCAAGAUACGAUGGCUGCACAGAGCAUUGUGCAAGAGAAAAAGCGGUUUUCGAGCCGCUCAGAGUCUGGUCAGCGCGCGCCUCUACGCCAGCGAAGUGGAAACUCAGACCACGUAACACGCGACGUCGAAGAAGCAACAGCAGCUCGCCCAAGCCUAUUCGCCCAGGCUAAAGAUGUUGCGGUUUCAGCGAGUCCAUUUUCCACUCGCUCAUUCUACGCAUCGGAUCAUGGCGAGAUGGACGACGCCAUGCAAAAAGAAAUACAAUCCAAUGAGAGCGAAUCUGAAAAUGGCGACUCCCGGCAGCAUUGGUCAUGGCUCAGAUCCUUGACCAUGCUGUCGCCUUUUCGCCACAAUCAAGACGAUUUGCGUACGGACACCAUCAAUUGGUGGCAGCUUUUGAACCCGUACACCUACUUCGAGGCUCUAUGCUGGCUUUUCAGCGCUGCAUAUGCCUCUGGUUUGGAGUUGGUCAAUAAGCUUUGCCCGCAAACGCUCCUGGAUGGUCUUUUCUCUUCACUGGGCAUGGUGAUGUACUUCGUUGCCGCGAUUAUCGGGCUCAUCACACUGUUCAGUGUGGUGCAUGCAACCCUCUCUGGCAAGGUAGACGACGACUUUAGCAUGGAUCGUCUUCUCUCAAUGCCCGAAACGCACUGGCCAGGCUUGGGAUACAUGGCUGGAAAGGCUCACGGGUUUCUACCUGCGUUUUCUUGGCCCACAUGGAGCCAGUCUUCGUCAUUGCCAGAUCUGUCACAUCUGGACAAUGACGGCUUGGCCCGCUUGGAUGAGUACUUGAGACAGUACCAGCGCGAGUUUGAGCGCAUCCAGCAAGCGGGCAAGCUGCAUGAAAAAUCGCUGAAGAAACUCGAAGCAGUCGUGCCAAAACUGGUGCAUGUCCAGCUGGAGGAUGGCAACCCCGUGGUUGCGCAAGAAUUCUGGCACGCGCUGAGGGACCUCAUUCACCGUGAUGGUGACUUUUUGACCUUUGAACAGAAAGAUGGCUCGUACGAGGUCGCGUCCGAGGCGCAUUGGCAAGCCAUUGCGUCUCGUAUUACCAAAGACCCGACCUUUACGAAGCAAAUCAACAUGACGGUCGAUAGCAUGGAAGCGCGUAUUAAGGAAGGUGCAGCAGGAUUCUGGGAUGCCUGGAUCAAGAACAAUGACGCCAAGAUUUCAGAGAUGCUUGGGUCUGCGCUUGACCAGAUACAGAAUGCUGGAUCGCAAAGAGAGUUUGACAAGAGGCUGCAGCGCAUCGUCAAACAGCACAUUGACGAGAGCAACAAGCACUCUUCAGUCGUCUCUCGCGAAGAAUUUCUGCGCCACCUCAAAAACGAAUUCGCUACACAUCGCGCAGAGGUCCGGGCCGAACUGGUUGAGCUCCAACCGCGGCUCGAAGUUUUGAUUCGCCAGGCAGCAUUACUGGCUGGAAAGGGGGCUCCGGAUAGCAUGAGCAAGGCGGAAAUCGUCACUCUGGUCCACGACUUGGUCACCAAGGCAAUGGCGGAUAUGAAUCUGGAGGCUAUGGCACGCGGCCAGAUUCACUCGCAUUGGGAUAACGUUUUGCGACACCAGAUUAAUUACUUUGGUGUCGGUGCUGGCGCGACAAUAGAUGCGCAGCACACCUCGCCGCCCUUUAAGCCACCCAAGGAUUCGACGUAUGUCGUACAAAAGGGUCUCAAGGGCGUGCAAACACCUAUCCCACGAGUGGCCCUGGAGCCGUGGUCGGAUGAGGGAGACUGCUGGUGCGCGGCGCGCUCUGUGAACCACAGAGGCAACCCGCACGGCGCCAUUCUGUCUGUGCAGAUGGCGCAUCGCAUCAUCCCGCAGCACAUUGUGGUUGAGCACAUUGUUGCCGCGGCCACGACAGAUCCCAACGCGCGACCCAAGGAAAUUGAGGUCUACGCCGAGAUCGACCCACAGCUCCGCGACGUCGUGAAAGAAUUUUCGGCGAAGCAUUUUCCGGACAUUUACCCGCUCGGUGAGGAUAACGCCGGCUGGAAUGUCAGCCCCGCCGCGCUUCCGGCGCGGUUCGUGAAGAUUGCACAGUUUGUCUAUGAGGACGUCCAGCCUCAUGACGGAGUGCAGGUUCACAAACUGAGCGACGAGUUGCUCGAUUUGGGCGCCGCGACGGACCAUGUCAUUGUCCGCGCGGUGAGCAACUACGGCGCCAAAUGGCACACCUGCUUUUAUCGGGUGAGGCUGUACGGGGAGAGCCGGGACUACAGAGGUGUUCCCUGGUGA